Molecule: messenger RNA, 5168 nt
Organism: Anopheles moucheti
Lineage: Eukaryota; Metazoa; Arthropoda; Insecta; Diptera; Culicidae
Gene: pigs
Product: GAS2-like protein pickled eggs
Exons: 10
Coding region: 487-3276 (929 amino acids)
Biological process (GO): microtubule bundle formation; actin crosslink formation; regulation of microtubule polymerization or depolymerization
Cellular component (GO): cytoplasm; actin filament; microtubule plus-end
Molecular function (GO): actin filament binding; microtubule binding; cytoskeletal adaptor activity
Source: RefSeq, a predicted model, not a curated record
ACCAUCACUGAAAGGCGUUAGAACGACGACGACGACGACGACAGAUACAGUGAAGUACGUGCGAACGGUGGUGCCAACGGAACCGGAAGUAGUCGCGGUGCUGUAGAGAGCGAGAAAGUAAUAAAACAAUCCACCACACGCUUGGAACACGUUGGGUGCAACGGCGCGAAAGAAGCCAACAGAUACAGGAAGACGAAUCGCGUUCCACCGCUGUAGAACGGCAAGAGAACGGAAAUCAUUCGAUUUUUACUCCAUGAAAAUCCAAUCGAUGCACGAACGUGGAAGGCGCUGCAAAGCCUAAAAGAAGAUAGAAGCUUACACUUGUUUCCUAAAGGAUUCCGCAAGAAUUGUCGAGACAUAAACACUAAACCAUACACAAUAAGCUAGUCAACUAAUCAGCUAAUUAAGAAAGGAACAGGACGAAUUGGAAGCAAAAAAAAAAAAGGUUCAACGAUUUACCGAACGUAAAGCAAAACCAGCACCACAAUGAACACCGUCCUGCUGGAAUCACGGCCAUACCGGCCGUUCAAAUCGAGCGAAGAGUAUCUGUACGCGAUGCGCGAAGAUUUGGCCGAAUGGCUGAACACGAUGUAUCCGGACCUGCGCAUCAAUGUGGAAAACUUUAUGGACCGUCUGGAUACGGGCGUAGCCCUGUGCAAGCAUGCCAACAACGUACGAGUGGCCGCCGAACAAUACGUCGCCCGACGCAUGGCACGAAACAAAUCCAUGACGAAAUCGAUCACAUCCGGGCUGGCCGGUCCAAUCCUUAGCAUGGGCAAUGUGCACUUUCUGGCCGCGGCCAAGAGUGGCACCUUCUUCGCCCGGGACAACGUGUCCAACUUUAUCACAUGGUGCAGAAAAAGCCUUCAGAUUCUCGAGUGUCUGCUGUUCGAAACGGACGAUUUGAUAAUGCGCAAGAACGAAAAACACGUCAUCCUGUGCCUGCUGGAAGUUGCGCGACGUGGUGCCAAGUUCGGUAUGCUUGCGCCCAUGCUGGUACAGAUGGAGCGUCAGAUCGAUCGGGAGAUAGCGGCCGACAAUCGGGCUAACGCUGGUGUAGGCUGUGGAACACAGACCGAAGGUGAGGGUGGCGGUGGAACCGGCGCUGGCAUAUCCACCGGUACGGAAACGGAGCUGUACGACAGUGACAGCGAGGAGGAGGACCACGAAUCGGAGUCACCAAUGCUGAUGUACGGUCCACAGCCACAGAUCGUCACGAACGAUCUGAAGAGCCUGGACGAAAUGGUUCGUGAUCUGGUGGAAAAGUGCACCUGCCCGUCCCAGUUCCCGAUGGUGCGCGUCUCGGAGGGCAAGUACAGAAUCGGCGAUACCAAAGUGCUCAUAUUCGUGCGGAUUCUUCGUUCACACGUGAUGGUCCGCGUCGGUGGUGGUUGGGAUACGCUUGCACACUACCUGGACAAGCAUGAUCCGUGCCGGUGUCGAUCGCAGCAUCGUUCGUCCGCCUCAGCACGGUUGAUCACCAAAACGAGCAACGCCAACGGAAUCGAGCUGCACAAAGCUCAGGUCCACUAUGAUCGAUCUGGUUCGCCGUGGAAAUCUAAUGCGACUCCCAGCCAGAAUGGAUCACCGAUCAACGGCGGUAGUAACAGCAAUACUAAUACCUUGUCACCUCCAGCACGUGCCAGAAGCCGUAGCCGUAGCCCCAGUGCCCAGCGUCGUAUGCCGACAGAAAAUGGAGACAAACUGCAACCGCCAGGAUCUCCGUUGAAAACGGCACGACGUUCGGUGUCACCCAGUCCGCGCCGGAUGCAAGAGAACAGUGUGGCCAACAAACGCAAAGCAGCUGGAUCGUCAAACAACGCUACCACUGCUGGUGUAGUACACUUUGAAUGUGAUAAGGAUCCGGUGGCAUCGGUUGCGCCGGUAGUUGGAACGACAGCAGUGUUGCCGUCCGAAGAUGACAAGAAUCGUUACGAGAGCGUCAGCGACAAUGGUAGCGAGAUCAGUGAUGAGGGUUACCGUAGCCUUGGUUUAGUGCAGGGUGGUCAUGGUGUCGGUGGUACCGCUGCCGGUGGAGCUGGUGGGCUGCGGAAGGGUUUCGGAAACAGCCAACAUUCGAGCGAAGAUGCAGAUACUAAUGCGCAUCUCGAUACGACAACGUCGGACUCGCAGGCCAGCCCAACGGAGGAGGAAAGCUCUACAAAAACGAACGAUGAAGAUCUGACACCCAUCUCGGAUGAGCUGGCCGUGGUGAACGAACCAACAGACGCACGCCACUAUCCAGUCACCGAGCACGAUUCACUAAUCGACUGUCCGGACGGAGCCAUUUCCACCGGUCCGGCUUCCGGUUCCUUCGAAAGCUACGGUGUGUACGUGAACGAUGAGGAAAUCACGGUGGACAUUGCGAAUGCGACCGGUUUGCGCAAGACGGGUUUUUCCGACCGCAUUAUGGACCGUACCAGCGUGGCCCCAUCUGCUGCUGCUGGUGCUGGCGGUGUCGGAUCGCGCAUACCGCGUUCACCUGUUGGGCCGCGGCGUAAGGAAAGCGCGGAAAGCACCGCCAGCGGCACGGUUACCGACGAGUUGGCGGUGGUAAAUAAUCACGGACUGCGCAAAACAUCCAUCGCCAAAUCGGUGACGCGCAAACCGACCGCACUCGCCGGUUCCACCGUGAGCAGUGCGGAACCGUUGGCAAAGGAAACCAACACCUGGAGUGGUCGAUCAACCAAGAAGCGGCCAUCGCUAACGUCACAAACGUUCAAUGGCACCGGAAAGGGUACCGGUACGCCGGCACCGGCACCGUUCACACGCAAUUCACCGGUGCGUGCCUCGCUGGCAGCGGAACGUACGAUGACCGGACGGAAUCGAACGCCGAAAGCGACCGGUUCGGCGUGUACCUCCACCAAUACGUCACCGAGCAAGAGCACCUCGGAUGCGGUGGCACUAUUGCUCCAGCAAAUCAAGGAUACGCUCGAUUCGGGCACGAACGAUACGCAGAUUGUCGAACGGGUUAGACGUCUGGUGUCGCAAACGAGCGUACCGGACGAGCUGGUUAACGACUUUACCACCGCCUGGGUGCACUCCAAUGGGAAUCUCGACCGUUCGAAGGUGAUGUUGGCCGGUUCCGGUACAGGCACCACGUCGCCCUCCAAACCACAGUCUACGUUGUCCAAGCGGGCGAGUACCGUCUCCAACGCGUCUGACAGCACGCAGUCAAACUGUCGCGACUUGGCGUCGGUAGUUUCGCCACGCCGCCUCGAUAAGGGUCUGUCGAAGAUUCCGGCCCCGGUCCGGUCGAAUACGGGCCUGUAUUGACGCGGUGCUGCGUAUUCCGUACGUGCAGAUGUUGUGCUACCCUAGCCAUAUCGAAGCAGUCCGAUCGAUUAUUGUAGGUCUAUAUUUCCCAACUGAUUACAGCUUGAAUAAUCGUACCAGCAGCAUUUGCUGCAUAUUCCCGGUUGAGUUUACUAUCGCCUAGUUUCGGAAUGUGUGACAUAGUGAGUGAUUUAUUGGCCGGUGAACGACUACUAACUGAGCAGGUGGUUACAGUUGAGUUACUAUGUUGGAUUCCAGAAUUUUACCUCUGAAACUCGGUUCCGUGACUUCCGUAAGCGAAACGCAAGUUUUACCGGCUCAUUUUGCUUUGUUCGUAACCAUAUCAAAUUUAAACCAGUAAAGUCCGUGUAGAAUAAUCCGACGAGGAAAGGAUGUUUUAUCAUUCCUGGAGAGUGGGACACAGUGAAACUCGCUGCAUCAUUUUGUGUCAUAUCUAACGGUUGCCUAAGUUCUGCUUCCUGUUUGUUAUUGUGCUUAGGAUUGUUUAAUAGAUUGAUGCGAAUAGAAAACCGCGUGCUAUAUAUAUAAACAGUUCAUAAAAGGGAAUCCUGUCAUUAUGCGCUUCCAGCUCUCGCAAUUUCGCGCGAACAUAUUCUGUUUAUCAUGACAUUCACUGGCGUUUACGUUCGCCUUGCACUAGGUGUCUCCCAGUAGGCAAAUGGGGUAGGUUAGACCACUGAAUGUUGCAUACCCAAUAUUAACCCUAUUUCCAGUAUAUUCUUUUCACGGAAUAAAACUAAAAUGAAAAUGUUGAGAAUAUAAAAAUGGAGAGGUGAAAAACUGGCAAAUGGUGCCCUUCCUUCGAAGCAACCCAGAGAGUGCUGAAAUGACUGACUUUUGCGUUUUACCGAGCUAGAUUAGGAAAAGAAAAGAAAGGAAACAGUAUGUAGGAAGUUUUUUUUACCUAGAGUGUGAAAAUGUUUUGAUGGAGUUUUAGAAGUAAAUGAAAGCUUACAGGAAACAGUAAUGUUUUAACCAAACUCCACUAACCCAAUGCGUCGAGUCUUUCUCUUUUUUACUCUAGCCUAACAAAUAGUGUCGCAUUCUUUAUACGUUGCACACGAUUCCAUUUCUCUGUCCUGUCAUAACGAUGCGAAGCGUUUAGCACUUUAUAAAACAUGUGCGUAGAACCGAGAAAUGACCGGGGUUCACCACUAAAGCUACAAAUUAGAGAACAAACAGUACGAAAUUUUACAAUGCGUCCACAUCAGUAGAAAACAGUUCAAAAUGCAGUAGCGUGACAUUGCAGGCAGAAGAUACAAUUCAUAUUAAAAUUUAUGCAACUUUGCAGCUAAACAUGACAGAAAAUGCGACAAAUGUAGCAUAGGGUUAAACAAAACCAUGAUGGCCGAGCGGGCAGGACGAGAAGUAAACUAGGAAAAAAAGAAAAUUGAAAUGUUGAGCGUGGAAUAUCGGCAAAAGCAAUUAUCCCACAUCACCCGAGGUGAUAAGAACGUUAAGAAACACGUUACGAGGAAGGAGAAACGAUUUGAGAAGCAUUAUGCAUAAUCAAAGAGAGUGCUGUGCAAUAUAUGCGCACCGGUGUUAAGUUUGAUCGACUUAACGUAGCGCCGUCAUUAUGACGAGUUUACAAUUGAAAUAAGAAACAAAAAGUUACUAACAAAAACCCGCAGUUCUUACACGAAAAUCAAAAAUAACGAUUUAAAAACAAAAUCACACUUGAUAAACCGUAGAAAUGUACGCGUUUGUUUAACGUUUUCUUUUGUGCUGUUUUUUUUUCUUUUAACAAUGUACUCGAGAAUUUAAAAAGAUAGGGCCAACAUGUAAUAAAAUCCACUAAAGCUAUUUUUGUGGCAAUAAUAAGCAUAAAUAAAUAAAAAAAAAACGAUUAAACCAUCAUCACGGAAACA